CUCGCUAAAAUUCUGAGUUGUCGUUCCUGAAGUUCGUCUCUUGGGUAAACAAACUGGGAGACAUACUCUUAUUUUACAAUGCAUUGUCAACCUUCUUAGACGAAAAUGUCAGGAAGACUGAACAAAAUGAUGGAGAGGCAGUCCUCUUUUGGAGUGGUUCCCAGUUCCAAAUCUUUGGUAUCAAAGUCCAGUGUGAACCAAAAAGGAAAAUCUAAAUCACUCCACAUUAUCUCAGCAAGAGAAAAUGAAACCAGUAAAAGAGAUCCUGGUUUAAGUAAGCAAGAUGAAAACUACAGCAAGGAAAUUUUGGCCAAAUUUGACAAACUGCUGGCUGGAAAUACAGACAACCUUCCCCAUCUGCCCAGGUCUGUGGUUAGGAUAUUCAUCAGCUCCACUUUCUCCGAUAUGAGAGCGGAAAGAAAUAUCCUGUCACGUGAAGUUUUCCCCAAGCUGAAGGAGCUUUGUUUGUCAAAGGAUCUAGAUUUUCAGGUGGUGGAUAUGAGGUGGGGUGUAACAGAGGACUCCCAGAAUGACCAUAGUGUGGAAAGGAUAUGUCUACAGGAAGUGGAGAACUGCCAACAGAUGUCACUUGGACCAAACUUUGUGGCUAUUAUUGGUGAUAGAUAUGGUUUUCGCCCUGUACCAAUAGAAAUCAGUGAGAAGGUGUUUGAGACCCUGAAAGAAUUUGCGCAGCGAAUCACCACGAAACCACAUGCAAUCAAACUUAUGGAAACUUGGUACAAGUUGGAUGAGAAUUGUCUUCCUUCAAAGUAUAUUCUUCAGCCAAUCAGAUCCCAGUUCUCAUUCUUUGGAGACUACUCUCCUGGAUGUGAUGAACCAAGAGCAAAGCAUACCCAGGAGUGGGAGAACACAUUUGCAGAUUUACGAGACAUUCUCAAAAUGGCAGCAUUGUUUGCUCAUGGUGCAAAAAAGUUUACAGAUGAACAACUUACUGAAUUCAAUAUAUCAGUUACAGAGAUGGAGAUAAAGAAAGGAAUUUUGGAAGUAAAAUGUCCAGACAAGUCUGUUGCAGUGUUUCAUAGGGAAAUUCAGGGGUUCACAAACUAUGAUGAUAGAAUGACAAAACGACAUAUUGAUACCUCUGUAGAAAAUGGAAUGGCAGUUCCUGAUAAAGAAGUGAAAUACUUACAAGGAAAACUGGAAGAAAAGUUGAAGCAAAAGGUUGACCAAAAGUACAUUCAUGAAUACAGUAUUAAUUGGCUGCCAAAUGGCAUAGACCCAGCAGCUUCUGAAGACCAUCAAUCCUAUCUGGAUAAAUUUUGUGAGGACUUUUACACAGAUCUAAAAAACAUGAUAGAGGAUGCAGAUGAUGAUAGGGAUCUGAGGCGCAAAGUUUUUACAAAGACAGGGUUUUAUAGUGAUUAUUCAGAAAUUCUGCAUCAUUUGCAUUUCUGUGACUUAAAAUGCAGAACAUUUUGCGGACAGGAAAACAUUUUAGACAGUGUUAAAGCCUAUAUUUUGGACACUUCAGCCAGAAAGCCAUUUGUCAUUUAUGCUCCAUCAGGUCAUGGAAAGACUUCAGUUAUGGCUAUGAUCAUGCAGAGUCUGCCUGACUGGUUCAAGCAGAAGCCACAUGUCAGAAUUAUCCGAUUCUUAGGAACUUCCGCUCUUACCUUAAACAUUUAUGAUGUGUUGCGCAGUGUGUGUGGACAAGUUGCUGAUGUUGCAGAUCUGAUCAUGGAACCAGUUGGGUACAGAAAUAUGAAAAAUAUUCAAGAAUAUAUACCCAGGUUUUUUAGGAGGGUAUCAACUUCCCUGAAGAAGCCUGUUGUUAUUCUUCUAGAUUCACUAGACCAGUUGUCAUCUACACACAAUGCCUAUGAUCUGCAGUGGUUACCAACCACACUGCCUCAAAAUUUCAAACUUGUUGUGUCCACUCUUCCAAGAGAGCAUGGAAUUUUGGACAACCUGAAAGCGAUGCUACCUGAUGAGAACUGUUAUGUAGAGAUCCCAAGCCUUCCACGAGAAACUGGUGUUGCAAUCAUUAACAAAUAUUUGCUGAAACAUAAAAGAAAAGUCACAGAAUACCAAGAGAAGCUCUUGAUGAGUGCCUUUAGCAGAUGUCCUGGUCCAUUGUUUUUGAAAAUCAUAUUAGAUGAAGCAUUGAAAUGGAGAUCUUACACAUUACGUCAUGAGUUAGAUUUGCAGCGAAAUGUACAAGGAGCCAUUAAUAAACUCUUCGAUAAUUUGGAAAUAAAAUUUGGAAAGACCAUAACUAGUCAUGCUUUGGGUUAUAUCACCAUAGCAAGAGAUGGUAUAUCUGAGAAUGAGUUGGAGGAUGUUUUGUCCUGUGAUGAUGAAGCACUAGAUGAUGUAUAUCGUUACCACAAUCCACCAGUUGAUGGCAUUGUUCGAAUACCCCCUGUCCUGGCAGCAAGGAUUAGGUUUGACAUCAAAGACUACAUUGUGGAAAGGAUAUCUCAUGAUAAGUAUACCAUGAAUUGGUACCACAGACAAUUCAUUGAAACAGCUAGAAAUAGAUAUGCUACUGGAUCCCUCGGAGAAAAGCUUCACCGUAAUCUUGUGGAGAUUUUCAUGUCAGAGAAUGGAGUGAAAAGGGACAUCACUCUCUCCAGAAGAAAGCUGACUGUCAGUAAUGCAGACAGGCAAAUUACCCCUCAGCCUGUCACAUGUAAGAACAAGAGAAUGUUAAGUUGUCUCCCAUACCACAUCAUUCAUGCUGGAAAAGCACUGUCUGAGGAAGUUGCAAAAGAAAAUUACUUUUGUAACUUCAAGUGCUUAUGCAGUAAAUUGUCAGCCUUUGGUGUUGAAACCAUGGUAGAUGAAUUGUAUGAGUAUCUCGAGAACCAAGAGGAUGAAGAAAUCAAGAAGCUUAGAAAUUUUGUGUCCUUAACAAAAGGAGACUUGUCCAGACCUAGUAGACUAGCUGCUAACAUUCUAGCAUUUAUUAAUGUUGAUGCUGAUGAACCCUUUUUGAAAAUGCUUAAAGAGCAAGCUAUCAAUUGUUUAGAAAAUCUUGACACCCCUGGAUUGAUUCCACAAUACCCUGGCUUGGCUCCCAGGAAAGAUCUCACUUCAUCCCUCAUUCAUUCCUACAAUGGAAUAGCUGAAAUAGUAUGUAACUGUGCAGACUCUGUUUUGGUCAAAACUUAUCAAAAAGGAAAUGAGGAAAAUGAGUUUCCAUAUGAACUCUUCCUUACUGGCACCCAAGACCUCCAGCAAGUAAGCAUUCCAGAUAUCAAAGAGAGAGAGCAUUAUCCACUCAUGGAUAAAGCUGGUAAAAAUGUCAUCUACACUUCAGUUGAUUCCAUUACACUUCUUCAUCUAGUAACUGGGAAUAGAGUCACCAAAAUGUUCAAAGACAUUACUGAUGAUCCAUCUAAAAACCAGAUGGUGUGCAAGGAAUUAAGCACUGACACUAGUCAUUUAGCAGUUUUAAUGGAUGAUGGAGAUAUAGUUUUACUGAAUACGGACAGUUUAAUGCAGGUAGACAGAUGGAGUUUAAAAGACGAGGUGGAAGAUGUAAUGGGAGUUCUUUGCACAAAGAGUGACAAUCUUCAGGUUCUUGUGUCAGUCAAUACUGAGACUGGUGGAGCUCCAAGAAGUGAACUCCAACUGUAUAAACCUGGGGAUUUGGAACCAAAACGAUUUCUGUUCAAUUACCCAUUGAGCAAAGGUCUACAGGGACUAUCAUUCAAGGAAUCGUUCUUUACUGCUGUGGCAGUGGAUGGAGGUUCAACCAAAAUGUUGACUGUUGACAUCAAUCAAGCAGAGGAAAUGGCCCCAAUCACACUAGAAGAUUCAAUAAAGCAUAUAGUCUUCUCAAAAUCUAAGCCAAUUGCAUGUGCAUUGACCAGUUCUGAAAAAGUUGUUGUUUUGAAUUUACAGGAAAGUGAGGUUUUGUUUGAUGUGUCACCAGACAAACCAGUUUCUUACUUUGGAAUCAGCGGAACAUACAACUGUUUAUUGGUUGGGGAUGAGGUAGGAAGUAUCCAUCUUUACAAUGCAAAGACAGGACUCUUCUCCGGGGGCUUUCCUGCUCAUUCAGGACCAGUGGAGAAAAUGCAAGUAUUGGAUGAUUAUUUGGUUUCUCAUGGACAGAAUGAAAUGAAGGUUUGGUCUCUUACAGAAAUCCUUGCAGAUUUUAGAGAUGCACAAAAGAAAAAUUUGGGGACAGCUUUCCAAGGUCUUUUAGCAUUAAAAACAGCCACCUGUUUUGAUCUACAUCCAAAUAGCUUAGAAUUGGUUACAGCAUCUAAAGAUCAAAUGUUAAAAGUUUGGUUGGUGAAUGGAGCAAAGUUUUUGAGAGAGUUUGAUAUUGGAAUGGAAGCAAAAAAGAUGGUUGUCUGUCCAGAUGAUAAGUGUUGUCUUGUGGACACUAAGGGAGAGUUGAAAGUGAUGUAUUUGCUCUCUGGCAUAGAUGUAGAAAUGGAUUUACCAAGCCAUGUACUAGACUUUGUAAUUGGAAAAGAUGGUGUUACUCUUUACACCAUUGGAUUGAAACAAAAAAUGUUGAUGGUCAGUGUAUUGGAUAUAAAACAGGGGAAAACAAAAAAAACUUUUCCCUUGAAGGGAUCCUUAAAAUUCGAAACUCUGGAUUUGUGUUUGAGUGCUAGUGAAAGGUAUCUAUGUAUCAGAUGCAAAAUUCUUCCAGCAGAAUACAAAGAAAUUGAGGCUUCAUGGAAGAAGAAAGGUUCCUUCCUUGCCCAAGUUCAUCCAUAUAAGUUUGUAGCUGUGGACUUGCAGCAGGCUACUGGAGGGUUAAUGCCAUGUAUGAGAGAGCUGAGUACUAUCCCACACCUUGGUGAAGAAAUCCGUGCAUACAAGGGAAACAUUAUGUUGGCAACCACAAGAAGAUGGGUUGUAUUCUGGGAUAUACCCACAGGCAAAUGUGAUCAAAAAGUUUGCAAGAACAAGAAUUAUAGCAUGAUGUACAGACCAUGCUGGUUUGAUGAACCCGAUGCUGUGAAGGGAACAAGUAAAGCUAUGGAAAUUAGUAAAAAUGGCAGCUUGCUGGCUGUAGGAUCAGAGGAUGGCUACUUGUUCAUAUAUCACACAGAUUCGGGCUACCCGGCUGGACAGAAAGCUCCUGCAACCAAACACUCUGCCUCAGUGAUCAAAGUUGCCAUAUCUGGGAACAGUAAGUGGGUGGUAUCUGCUUGCCAGAACAAUACGAUCAAGCUGUGGGACACAUCGUCAGGGAAGGAAGUCUUCACUAUGCGGGUAGAUGCAGAGGUCCAGCACAUGAAAUUCACCCCUAACUCCAAAUAUGUGGUCAUCCUCACAGGGACAAACCACACACGGGUACUGAUAUACAGAAUCCAUACAGGAAGCAGUUAAAUAUUACCAUGCUUGCUUUGGAAAAGUCCUAUAGUUUUUCCUUUGCAGUGCACGUAUUUUAAGUUUAAAAAAAAAUUCAAACUGUAUCUGUCUACCAUACUUUGUAUCUUUGCUUCAGUAUUUAGAUAAGUAAUUGCAUAUAUUAAUAUCUUGAAGAUGUAUGAUUAGUCAUAAAUAAUAAUUUUGCAAGUUCAUUAUAUAUUGACCACCAAGCAGUAUUUGCACUCAGGGCAAAUUACAGGAAUACAAUUUUCGACAGAAGUAAUGUCUUUUGCCUCAUGCUGAGCGUAUUUUUAUAUUCCUGUACAAGCUUUCUGGGAUGUUUUUAUGCUUUGUAUUGAAGGAGUAUGUUUUCCUCCUGUUUAUCACUCCUGUCCUUCUGUCUUUAUUUCUAUUCAUUUUAACAAUUGAAACAAAGUUACAAAUGAGUGAAGGAUUCGACUGUGUCAUUAUUUUCUGAUAUUGGCCAUUUUCUGUAAACUAAACAACUUUGACCUAGACUAACUGUAUGGGCCAAUUUUUUUAUUCCCCGUUUUCAAGUUAACAUUAAAUAAAACGUUUGCUAUGAUACAAAUUAUGUAGAAAUAAUUUCUUAAGUCGUUAUUUUUUAUUGUUAACAGAAACAUAUGCAAAGAUACAUGUUGUUUACAUGUGGUACAAUUAGACGGGGCUUUCAUUUUUAAUGGACAUAUUUCUAUUUGUUGUAUACUGUCAAUAUUUUCUGUAAUUUUAUUUAUUUAUUUAUUUAUUCAUUGCAAUACUAAUAUUGUUAGUGUUAUUAUUAUAUUAAUAACUCAAAGUUCGAGAUUUACACUAUUGAACAAAUUAUAAAAUACCAAGGUUCCUUUGAAUAGAACUACUCAUUUACCCGUUUGGUUAUUCAGUUAUCCUAUUGCGACCAUAUGUGAUUAACCAACAAAUGUUACAUGCAUUGUAUUAUAGUACAAAAUAUUUUCCUAUCAUCGAUUGCCCGAGACAAUUUAUGGCAAGGUGUUUGUGUCCAUGCUCAUUUUACGGAGCAUUGGAUGAAAAGACGCCAAAGAAAGAUAAAAAAGUUUAGUGUUUUGAACAAUAGGUGUAACCAUCAAGGAUAUGUGAUUGGUGAUCUAUAUAAGUAACAAAACCACCUGACGUUAUAGAUUUUUCUCAUAAUAAACGACUAUGCUCCCUACGUAUUAUAAAAGUGUUUUAUUAGAUAGGGGGGUAUACUUUUAUUAUGAGGAAAUAGCUUGUGAAAACAGCUAACGACGACAAAAAACUUAAAAAUAAGAAUUAUCUUCUGUAAAAUUGUUUAUUUGUAUAAUCCUAAACUAAUGGUUGGUCUUUUACUAGAUCUUUUGUAUAAUGAUGUAUUGUUUGCAGGAUUGAAUCUAUCUUACCAACACACCUCUUGACAUGAAUUUAUUCACACAUAAUUAAUUUAAAUUAAUUACUUGCGUUUUCAACUUCAGGUACAUUUGCACAUUGUGGAUUGAUCUGUUAUUUUCUUCCUCUGUUUUAACAGUUUGUUAUGUCUUGAUUAAGUCAGGAGAUUUUUUGGGGGUUUUUUCUUAUUAAAUAUAUUUGUUUUCAUAUUA
This is a messenger RNA of Magallana angulata, 6899 nucleotides long. Its product is annotated as NACHT domain- and WD repeat-containing protein 1-like. The transcript has 12 exons. The record is from RefSeq and is a predicted model, not a curated record. Gene Ontology annotation, molecular function: protein binding. NCBI's taxonomy places the organism in Eukaryota, Metazoa, Mollusca, Bivalvia, Ostreida, Ostreidae. The coding region runs from base 106 to 5322 and encodes 1738 amino acids.